Molecule: messenger RNA, 4581 nt
Organism: Pelobates cultripes (western spadefoot toad)
Lineage: Eukaryota; Metazoa; Chordata; Amphibia; Anura; Pelobatidae
Source: the annotation of a GenBank genome assembly
UUUUAAUUCCUGACAAUUCACACUUUAAUAAAUUAACCCUGCCUGUAACAGUCUGCUUUUCUUUUGUACUUCAACUAAGGAUUUUGCAAUGAGUGGCAUGAGGAUUGGAAUCUUUUAUACCAAAAACCAACAUGUGCUUAAAUCUAUGAGCCACCUUGCUCUGUUUCACCAAUGCCCUGGACCUACGCAGUAUGUUAUCUCCAGGCUACUGGGAGACAGAGGUUUGUGAGACCUACCAUGUAGCUUUUUCUUAAUGUUUAGUGUCAGUGGUUAGUGAAUAUUUGUAAUAUGCAGUUAAUUUUAGUAAUGUCUAAUGGAAAGAAUCGCUUCAGAGAAGUUUGAGGGGGGAAAAAGUAUUAGCAAUGUUGCUAAAAAAAUAAAUAAAUCACAAACUAAGGUUCUACUUACCAACAUUAGUACACAUGAAUUUGGGUCUAGAAGGAGCAAGGUUGCCACAGAGUGAUGUAAUGUGCCCAGUAGGAAUGUCUGUUAUGACUUAAUGAUGUCAUAGGGCAUUCCGUGCUUACAAAACGUAUAGCACAGAGCUAACACGCUAGCUGCCCGUCAUGAAACCCGUUGUGCCACAGAAGUGUUUAUGCAUGAUAAUUAUUAUUACUCUCCUUUAUAAAACGCCAACAAGUUCCACAUGACUGUACAACUGGGUAAUAAAUAAACUGUACAAUAUACACACCUAAUAGAAAAGAUAGAGGGACCUACUUGAGCUGAGAUCUAACCGUUUAAGCUCUUUUAUGGUGUGGGUGUUCUCAUGGAACAAGGAGUGCAGUAAAUAUCUUACUUGAAAUGUACAUUUAUGGAAUUUCCUCUGGUUUGCAUAAAAAGUGGGACAACAAAUGAAUAAUCUGUGACUUGAGGACAAAGGUCCAAAAUGGGUCUGGGAGAUAUUUUAAAAAUUACUCAAUUUAAUUUUAAUAAAUGAAAUCUUGGAUCUUUACUUUUAUAUAUUGAUAAUUUUGCUUUGAAAUCAGACUUGUAAACCUCUUCUUGUCUUCAGAGUGGUUGGAAAACACAUUCUUUCCAGGUAACAGGCAACGUCUCAAGGAAUCCCAGUUGAUGAUGGUCCGUGGUCUGCAGGAUCUGGGGAUUCCAGUUCUCAAAAGCUCAGCAGGACUCUAUGUUUGGGCAGACUUCAGAAAAGUGCGUAGUCCACAAAAUGUGUGAUAAGCGUAAAGGAAGCAAUAAUAGUUUUAUUAUGAAUCUCUAUUGCUACACAUUCUAGUGUAUCUGUCAAACUUUUCUAGUAUCUAUGAAGAGUCUAUUCAGUCAGGCCAUUGGCAGAUUGCUGCACUUAUAUGGAAAUGUCCAUAUAUCAAAAUAUUUUAAUAACAUUAAGAAUAAACCAACAAAAAAUAAUUAAAAAAUGUUAACAAGAAAUCUAUUAUUGAGGUUAUCUGCAAAUUCAAAAUAAAUUUGAAUAAAAUUUCUAGAACCAAUUGUUGUAUUGCUCUGUAAUAGCCCUUAGCAAUAUAAUGCUCACACAAUUAAAUAGUUUAAUUUUAAAAAGGAAAAAAAAGUGGAUUUUAAAAAAAGUGUUGUUUUUUUUGGAACGUGUAGUUUUUGACAUCCCAGACAUUAGAAGCAGAGAUGGAAUUAUGGUGGAGAUUUCUUGGAGAAAAGCUGUACAUCGCUCCCGGCAAGGCCUUUGAAUGUUAUGAGCCUGGCUGGUUUCGCCUGACAUUUUCUCUUCCAAAUGAGCUGUUGCAAGCAGGUAUUAUAGUAGUUUCAUUGAAAUUCUUACCACAUGAUCCACUUAUAGCCUAGUGGAAGCCCUUUCCAUCCUUCAGUUAGCAGGUACUUCUGGUUUUAAAGUGAACAUAGAAACAUAGAAUGUGACAUGUUGCCUAAUUUUAAACUUAAAAUAAGCUAUAUCCUUUCUCUAUGCACUUACUGAAAUUUUAGUUUAUUUUUUCAGUGUCCUUCAAUGUAGCUUCAUAGAAUUUUUAGAACACUCACCUUCUUCCUAACAGUUCCAAUGCCGCCUUUAGCUCGUCUUCAUGGGAGUGAAUCCUCUUUUUUUCUGUCCUGCCACAAAUUGGGAAGCCUCUGAAGGCUUCCCCACACUUAGCACUGCCCCCAUAGGCGUGCGCAGCCUAUUGCAUUAGGGUGUGCACCCUAAAGCACAAGCACACGCCGCAUAUAUGUAUGUAUGUAUGUAUAUACAUACACAUAUAUACACACAUACACACACUGCUGUGUGUGUGCUGUGUGAGGGUGCUGUUAGUGUGAUGUGUGUGUGACGAUGCUGGUAGUGUGCUAUGUGGGUGAGGGUGUUUGUGUGUGUGUGCUUGUGAGGAUGCUGUUAAUGUACUGUGUGUGAGGGUGCUGUUUGUGUGUGUGUGCGCUUGUGAGGGUGCUGUUAAUGUACUGUGUGUGAGGGUGCUGUAUGUGUGUUGGUGCUGUGUAUGUCUGUGGGUGCUGUAUGUGUGUGGGUGCUGUGUAUGUCUGUGGGUGCUGUGUCUGUGGGUGCUGUAUGUGUGUGGGUGCUGUAUGGGUGCUGUAUGUGUGUGGGUGCUGUGUAUGUCUGUGGGUGCUGUAUGUCUGUGGGUGCUGAAUGUGUGUGGGUGCUGUGUGUGGGUGCUGUAUGUCUGUGGGUGCUGUGUAUGUCUGUGGGUGCUGUAUGUCUGUGGGUGCUGAAUGUGUGUGGGUGCUGUGUAUGUCUGUGGGUGCUGAAUGUGUGUGGGUGCUGUGUAUGUCUGUGGGUGCUGAAUGUGUGUGGGUGCUGUGUAUGUCUGUGGGUGCUGAAUGUGUGUGGGUGCUGUGUAUGUCUGUGGGUGCUGAAUGUGUGUGGGUGCUGAAUGUGUGUGGGUGCUGUGUAUGUCUGUGGGUGCUAAAUGUCUGUGGGUGCUGAAUGUGUGUGGAUGCUGUGUAUGUCUGUGGGUGCUGUGUAUGUCUGGGUGCUGAAUGUGUGUGGGUGCUGUAUGUCUGUGGGUGCUGUGUAUGUCUGUGGGUGCUGUGUAUGUCUGUGGGUGCUGAAUGUGUGUGUGUGCUGAAUGUGUGUUGUAUGUCUGUGGGUGGGUGAUUGUGGGGGGUGGAGGUGGGGGUACAUUAUUUGCUAUCCCCCCUCCCUUCUUACCUUUUGUAGGGAGGGGGGAUAGUGCUGCUGCUUCCUUCCCUGGUGGUCCAGUGGAGGAGGGGAAACUUGCUGCUGUGAUCCCUGGUGGUCCAGUGGAGAGUGAACUCUAACCCCUGUGGGGCUAGAGUUCACUCUCGCGAGAUUUGAGCGUUGCCGUGGCAACGCUCAUAUCUCUCGAGAGGAACCCGGCGGAGCUGCCGGCAAUAGCUCCGCCGGGUCCUCUCCUGCCUCCCUCCCUGCAUGUGGGUCAGUGGGGAGGGAGGCUGAGAGCAGAGCCGGCGCUCGGAUAGCGCCGGCUCUGCAUGAGCCGACAGGGGAGAUCCUGAGAUCUCCCCUGCCGGUCUCAAUACACAUAGGCGUGCCGCGGGACUAGGGUGUGCCCAGGCACACCCAGCACACCCCGUGCGCACGCCUAUGACUGCCCCCUCAUUAUACUGGAUUUAUUGCCAGUGUAUCAGCCCACUGAACAGAGCCAGGUAAGACUUCACUCCAUUCUGAAUAGGAUUUAAUUUUAAGUAAAAAGUGGCACGACGGGUCCCCUUUUAUGUUGCAGUUAAAGUUUCAUUAAAACAGCUCUAACCUUCUGUUAUACUUUAAAUAAAGAACAAUAUGCAAUUUAGCCAUUUUGCAGUCCUCAAAAAAGGCAGAUAUUGCCUUUAUCAAGUCACAAGGGGCCAUCUCGCCUGAUGAACUAGCAAGGCAGAUCAGCCAGUUUGAAUGCAUGCCUGGCUCCCUGCCAAUCAAGCAGGCUGGCCUACCAAGUGCAGACCACGCAGUGAGCACUGUUUCACUAUCUUUGGCCCAAAACACCAUGUCCAUCUUUUGAAAACUACUUUCCCUAUUUUCUAGGAGCUCCAUAUUGUUGGUGCGUCUGAGUGUAUAACUGAGCUCCACAGCAAUAAUACUACCAGUAAUGUGUCUUUAAACUAAAAUAAAUGUGUUUAGAAAUCCAUCUGUGUAAAUAAGAUACAUUGUUCUUGUUCUAAAGUAUAUUUUAGUUCCAUAAAUUUUUAUUAGUAAGUCAACAAAAAUUUCUCAAAGCAGCCCUACCCAUGGCCACAUCCCCACUCACAUACUUAAAAUUAGUGUCCCUCUUUGUCCAUUUGAAAGGUUGGGAGAUGUGGAGUAAAUAAGAUCUCCUGAGAAUAUCAUUAUAGAAUAACUUCAUAUCUCAGAACCAUCAGGGAUCCAUGCUCUGCCUAUUUCAAAAUAAUUGUAGUAGAAAGGUAAAAUUGGAUGUUAGAACAUUUUAAGGAGCAUUUUGACUUAUUACACAAUAAUAAUGUAGAAGCCUACAGGGGAAUCAAGACACAGGACCCAAGUAUAUGGCACAGGUGCACCAGUUAAAACAAAAGAUCAUUAAAUAUUUUUGGGGGUUAAAAUUUUUUUUUAUUUUCCUUUUCUGAACAGGCUUAAAGAAACUUAAGAAACUGUUGAAGCAAGAGACGAAAACUAAAAUCUGCAACUGAGCUAUAUAUCCUAUAACAUGG